AUGCACGGGAGCAUGCCCGCAGCAACCUUCAACCUCGUGGUGGGGUUGUCUGCCUCGACGGCGGCUAUUGCUGUCUUUCUAUGGCGGCAAAGCUCAAAAGGACCCACGCCUCUGUCGUUGAAAGCCGAAUGCGUUUGUGGCGAGGUUCAAUUUUCCGUGGACGCUCCCACUCCGGUUCAUUUGGUCUGCUAUUGUGAUGACUGUCAGCAUUACUCGCAGUAUUGUCUGGCAACAGCAGCAGGAGCCGACAAACCGACGAGAGUCGUGACGGACAUUCAAGGAGGAACCAGGACUUGUCAAGUAUAUAGACGCAAUGUGCGAGUCACAUCAGGCAAGGACCUGUUGCAGUUCACGUACUACAAUCCUGACAAGGUGCCAUCGCGACCACAACGAAUGUUUCGUGCCUACACGACCUGCUGCCACACUCCCAUGAUAUCUGCUUUUUGGAAUGAGUUGACAGUCAUGGGAUUGUAUGCGGGCAAUCUGAAAAUUGGAAAUGGUCCGCUCGCAGCAGUGUUGCAACCAAAUGCUGUUUCAAAAUUGUGGGAUGACAAUGCUGAUUCACUAAUAGUAGUACCAGCGCCCGAGUAUCGCAUCAAUUGUGAAUAUGCACUUGCAGUGGAAGCAAUGCCACCUCCAAAAGGUCAACGUGGCUUCCCCCUAUUCUUUCUGCUUCGUUUCCUUUGGCGAAACUUUAUUGUGGGACCCAAGGUGCGUGUGCCGCAAGAUUUCCACAUGCCACAAGGGAAUGAGGCCAUAAUGAUACAAUGA
This is a messenger RNA of Seminavis robusta, 771 nucleotides long. NCBI's taxonomy places the organism in Eukaryota, Bacillariophyta, Bacillariophyceae, Naviculales, Naviculaceae. The record is from the annotation of a GenBank genome assembly.